Messenger RNA from Trichoderma citrinoviride, 2241 nucleotides. RefSeq lists its product as hypothetical. Lineage: Eukaryota; Fungi; Ascomycota; Sordariomycetes; Hypocreales; Hypocreaceae. The record is from RefSeq and is a predicted model, not a curated record. The transcript has a single exon. Bases 1 to 2241 code for a protein of 746 amino acids.
AUGACCAACCUCAACAAGCAGCAUCAGGCCAUCGGCGUUCCGGUCGUCCAAACCCAGCUAGAGCAACUCUCCAUCGACGAGGACAGGCCCAACCAAGCGGCAACGGAUCCGCCUCCCUACGAUGCUCCGUCCAUCCCCGUCGACCUUCAACUCCAUCACAUCCCCUCCAAAGACGCUCUCCUCGUCAAGAUCCAGCCUCCCAAGGAGCCCCCCAAGCCAAUCAGCCAUGUGGCCUGCGACAUCGUCCUGGUGAUUGACGUCUCCGGAAGCAUGUGCGCCGCGGCCCCCGUGCCCGGCGAAGGAGGCGAAGAAACCGGCCUGUCCGUCCUGGACCUGACCAAGCACGCCGCCUUCACAAUCAUCGAAACCAUGGACGAGAGAGACCGUCUGGGCAUCGUGACAUUCGAGACCGAGUCCAAGCUGGUGCAGUGGCUCGAGCCCAUGACAGACAGCAACAAGGAGCAGGCCCGCGAGAGGGUCAAGGCCCUACAGCCACUGGGCUCGACCAACCUCUGGCACGGCAUGCUGGACGCAAUCAAGCUCUUUACCAGAGAGCAGGGCCGCAGCCAUCGGGUGCCGGCCAUGAUGGUGCUGACGGACGGAGAGCCGAACCACAUGUGCCCGCCCCAGGGGUACAUCCCGAAGCUGAGGGCCAUGCCGCCGCUGCCGGCCACGAUCCACACGUUUGGCUUCGGCUACACUCUCCGAUCCGGGCUGCUCAAGUCCAUCGCUGAGUUUAGUGGCGGCAAUUACGCCUUCAUUCCGGACGCGGGCAUGAUUGGGACCGUCUUUGUUCACGCCGUGGCCAACCUGCAGGCCACGUUUGCAACCAAUGCUUCGUUGACCCUCCGAUAUGCGGCCCCGAUCAAGAUCGAGCAGACAACUGGUGAUGCUGUCGACAAGGAGGCGCCGGUUGAACUCGGCCAUCGGCAGAAGAAGCUGACGAUACCCUUGGGGAACAUUCAGUACGGACAGUCACGCGACCUUUGGCUUCGGUUCAGGGGCACGGCACCAGAAGAGCAGGCGUCAGACUCUGUCAUGCUCGAGGCCACUCUCACCUUUCAGGAGGCGGAGAGGCCGUCAUCAGCAUCCGUCUCAGCACGCCUCGGCGGAAGCGAUACAUCCUCUGAGCUGGUGACUCUCUCCGCCGCCGAGGCAGCCUACCACGAGUCGCGAGCCCUCGUCCUCAGCUUCAUCUCGACCUUGUUCCCUCUCGCAUCCGACGGAGAAUACAAGUCGCUGGCAUUAGCAAACCAACAAAUCAAGAAGCGGCAAGAGCUGUCUCAACUCAUCGAAUCCCUACCCAGCGGCGACUUCACCGACGAUUUGAACAAGUCGCUGCUGGAGGACCUCAGCGGAGAGCAUCCCAAGGGCCAGAUCAGCCUCGCCCUGUCGACGCCGCACUUCUUCACCAAAUGGGGCCGGCACUUUCUGCCGUCGUACGCAAACGCCCUCAGCCGCCAGAUCUGCAACUCGUUCAAGGACUCGGCGCCGCUCCAGUUCGGCUCCCAGAGCCCGCUCUUCAUCGCCUGCCGCGACCGCCUGGACACCGCCUUUGACAGCAUCCCGGCCCCUGAGCCGUCCAGGGUCGUCUUGAGCCACCACAGCAACAGCAGAAGCGGCACCACAACCUCUCCCGUUCCGCCUCCGUCCAUGGCCAGAUACCGCAACUCUUCGGGCGUGUGCUUCGCCGGCUCGACCGCCGUGGAACUGGCCUCGGGCAGAGUCACGGAAAUCCGAAAGCUCAAGCACGGCUCCCGCGUGCGCACCCCUCUGGGGCCGAGGAAGGUGGCCAUGGUGCUCAAGACAAAUGUGGCGAGCGAGGCGCUGUGCCGCAUCGGCUCGCUGCUCGUCACGCCGUGGCAUCCCGUCUCCAUGGAUGCUGGCAAGAGCUGGGACUUUCCGGCCAACAUGUCGGGUCACAACAACGCGGUGGUGCUCUACACCGGAUGCAUAUACUCGGUCCUGCUGCAGCCUGACAGGAGGCCGGACGCCCAUGCCAUUCGCGUUGGCCAUGAUGCUUGGGGCGUCACGCUGGGACACGGCGUCACGCGAGGCACCGACGCCCGAGCCCACGAGUUCUUUGGCCACUAUGCGAGGGUGAGAUGUGGAUUGAUGAAGCUGGAGAGUGCGGGCAGGAGAGGCGUCGUCAAGGGACGAGGUAUCGAGCGAGAUGCCACGACGGGGCUCGUCAGGGGCUUCAGGCAGACCAGAGACAUGAAGGCAGCAGCACCUAUCUAG